UUGUUUCGACAAGAAUGGUUAAAUUGAUUGGGCUACGCGAUUUUAUCAAUUGAAAUCCGUUCGAUUUCAAUUCCAGUUAAGACAUUGAAAAAUGUUUGUGUGAUCACGUUUUCAAUUUAAAUUCAUUAAAAACGAUUAGGCCAGAAACAAACUUCCAAUGUUUUGAUUUUGUCGGAUGGUUUCGGUUAUGUGUUUUUGUUCAAAUAAAUAUUUCGAUGAAAAAAAAUUUGUUGCAGAAAAAUUGGUGCAUUGAUUUUUCCUACAAAAAAAGUGUUUUGUUUCAUUCCUUUUGAAAUGGACUCCAAUGUGCUAAUCUAAAAACGAUGUGCAUUCAUUUCGAUUUAUAAUAAACUCAAAUGUUGUUGCACCGAUUGGAAUUUAAUACAGUGACAGUGCAGUGCAAAUAAAUCGAUAUGAAGACCAAAUUAAUUGCUUUGAUGUGGAGAGGUCAUGCAUCUGUUGAUCCAAGAUUUUCGGCAGCUAUGUUGCCGUGGACAAUAUCGGAUAUAUGUACAAGGGAGUCGUAUGAAAAGCUAUCUGUAGGCAUCGACAAUGGUGUACUGGAAACGUACAAUUGUGAUUUUGAAUUGCAAUUUGCCCAUCAAUUAAAAUACAUUGUUGGCAUGUGUAAGGUGACCGCCCGUCGAUCCACAAACGGAUUGAAAAACAAAUUCACUGAUUUUUCAAUUGUCUCAACUGGCAAUAAAUCAUCGACUGGCGAUGGAACGAUAAUGCAAAUUGUUGGACCGCAGCAUGGUAUCGUUUAUUUAAUGAAAGAUCCCAGAGAUCCGUUGCUGCAUAUUUAUUUGUUCGAAAGUGACUGUAUUGAAGAGAUGACCGAAUUGAUGCAUCAAAUGCGCGACCCGAGUCAAACGCUUGGCGGAUCAGUUGGCAGCAUACCAUCGUCGUUCGUUUCAUCCGGAUCAAAUGACAUGACACUGCAGAAGGCGCUGCAAGGCCAAGGUGUCCAUUCGACACCCGCUUCGAAUCUGAAACAAACGGAGGCAGUACGUUUCGCCCAGCAUGAUGGCAGUCCGUCGUUAACAUCCACGAAAAUGGCCUCAUCGAAAAGUUAUACGAGUGGAUUGAAUCAUUCGGCUGGCACGGUAUGCGCUGGUGGUGGAACGUCGUCAUCGGCGACUGUUGGUUAUGUUGAUAUAUCGCCGAAUAACACUCAGUUCUUUGAAGUGAUGUAUGUGGGAAAGAUUAAAGUUUCACACAAACGAGUGCCGCACACAUUUAUCGACGACGCUUUACCGAAGUUCAAAGCUUACGAUGCACAGAAAAUUAAAUUACAGACUGAGGCAGCUAGAAGGCUUUCAAUAGCUACUGUGGAAAUGGACAAUCUAUCCAGACGCAAUUCAAAUGAUUCGUGUUCAGAUGAGGACAGACUGCGAAUGAACGGAGACGAUCAACAGCAACACGAGGCAGAUGCGGAAGAGUUUAAGGAUAAAAUUCUAAACACAAAACUGAAUGAGGAGAACAAGGAGAACAGCCUUCCAACAAAGCGAAAACUGUUACGCGGUCAGAGUCAAGUGGUGCUUCCUGUCAUCAAUGACGAGUCUGCUCCUCUGCCAUCACCUCCGCCACCGAGAGUGGUUGAGAAUAUUGAAACUGUACCGAAGCAACGAGACCGUUCGGCAUCGAUUGGUUCAGUACCGUUAGCCGAACAGAAUCGAACGAUGGUAUUUCUGAUUGGCAAAACUGAUCUGCGCUUGAUCAGUCCGGACAGAAAACAAGUGUUGCUGUACAAAGAAUUGAAAGACGUUGCGUCAUGUGCUCAGGGUCACAAGAGCGGCGAUCAUUUCGGCAUUAUAUGCCGUGAACAGCAUAGUGACGGCUACAUUGGCUAUGUGUUCAAAUGUAAGUCCGAAUCGGUAGCCGAUGAUAUUGUGGCAACAAUAUCGCAAGCGUUCUUGUCGUGCUCGAAGUCAAAGAGCAAAGAGAAUCAAAUUUUUUCGUGCGAACAUUGUCCGAUGCUGUGGUACCAUAAAUUGUGUGCGGACGUUGAAGGAAUGUCGGAGAAAAAGACCCAGACGGUGAUAUUUCGUCGAAUCGAUUUGUUGUCGGAGGAAGAGCAGAAUGUGAUAUGGGCCAAGUAUUACGGUGCCGAAGAGAUGGCCGACCAUAGUGUGGGCGAACAGAAUCAAUUUUUGAUGAUGUUGUUACGAGCGCAUUGUGAGAGUAGACAGCAGAGACAUGUUCAUGACACUGCCGAAAAUCGAUCAGAGUUUUUGAAUCAGUACUUGGGCGGCAGCACCAUAUUUAUGAAAGCCAAGAGAUCGUUGACCAGCUCGUUCGAUCAUUUGCUGAAGAGGAAGAAUAGCAAGGACGAUUUCGCCGCGACUGUAAAGGAAAUGCAAUCGAAGGAUAACUCGACGGAAUCUGGAAGCAAAAAAUCCGAUUCGGAUGGUAUACGUCCCAGGACAUCGUCCUUCGGUUCAACACCAACAUCACGUUCCAAUUCUGAACAAUUGAAGUCACCCAUGAUGGAUAUUUUCAUUAAAGUCGGCAACAGUCCCAAGGAGAGUCAGAACCAUGCAAGCUCAUGGCGCCAGGAAAUGCUUAAUCGGGUCGUCACACCAUCGAAAAAUGCAGACACCGAACACGAAUACAUGUCACCUCGACGCCAUCGUCGCACCAAGAAGCAACGUCACGAGAAGCGAUCCACUGAAGAGCUGCGUCAACUUUGGCGAACAGCUAUCCGACAAACGAUUCUUCUUGCGCGAAUGGAAAGGGAAAAUGCUCGACUGCAGGCUCGGCAUGACGAACACGAAUUGAAAAAGAUUAAAUUGGACUACGACGAAAUUAUACCGUGCGACAAGCAAGCGGUCGACCAUUGGGAAACGUUCAUCGGUAAACAGCUGCGGAUAUCGAACAAGAGGGAUCCGAAAGUGUUGUUGCAAGCCAUUAAAACAGGUGUACCACGUUCGGCUCGCGGUGACAUCUGGAUGUAUUUGGCCAAUCAGUUUUCGAUGAACACCGCACCCGUUGAUGUCAAGGAAUUUCCUAAUUUCGACACGCCGUACAAAGUUCUGCUGAAAAGUUUGACCGACCAUCAGCACGCCAUUUUCAUUGAUUUAGGUCGCACAUUCCCCAAUCAUCUGUACUAUAAAGCGUCGCUUGGUGUUGGUCAGCUGGCCCUGUUUAACAUCUUGAAAGCGUAUUCCAUUUUAGAUCCUGAAUUGGGCUACUGCCAGGGAUUAGGAUUCAUUUGCGGGGUUUUACUGCUGCACUGUGAGGAAGAGGAGGCUUUCAACUUACUGAAGCAUCUGAUGUUCAGAAGACAAAUGCGAACGAAAUACUUGCCAGACAUGAAGCAAUUCCAGCUUCAAUUGUACCAAUUGUCGCGUCUGGUUCGCGAUCACAUUCCCGAUUUGUAUACCUGGCUCGAUGAAAAUGAUGUGCCGCCCACAUUGUAUGCUGCCCCAUGGAUACUAACCGUUUUCAGUUCGCAAUUUCCACUGGGAUUCGUCACGAGAGUUUUUGAUUUGCUGUUCCUCGAAUCGCCAGAGGUAAUUUUCAAAGUGGCAGUUGCCCUGCUUGACGUCCACAAAGACGAACUGCUGAAGCGGGACAAUUUCGAGGAGAUCAUGGACUACAUCAAGAAUGUUAUACCACAAGUGGAUGCGGUCACAUUGGACCGGGUAAUGAAAGAUGUUUUCUCGAUGGACAUUCGGAAACAGUUGUCCGAGUAUCAAGUGGAGUACAAUGUGCUUCAAGAGGAAAUCACGACCACCAAUCACCAUUUGGAAUCACUUAAUCGCGAAAAGGAGAACAACCACCAUCUGGAGACACAGUUACAGUUUGCUCAGUCCAGUAUUGCGCAACUGGAAAAAACGAGAUCGUCGCAACAAAGUCAAAUCCAAGCCUUGCAAACACAAGUCCAAAGUUUGGAAGUGACGGUGGAGGCACUCGGUCAAUAUUUGUCUCAGCUUAUCGACAAAAAUCAUGAAAUCGAAAUGCCUGGUGACGUCCGACGAAUCGUUCAGUACAUUCAAUCGACCGAACCGCCCCGCAAGAAACCGAUUUUCGUUGAACGUAAAAUUGGCAAAUCGAUGUCGGUGAACUCCCAGCUGGGUUUCCCGCUGAAAGUGCUCGAGGAACUGAACGAAAAUCUGGACAAAGAUCCGGCCUCACCAGUCAAAUCGACCAAAACGCCAUUCUUCGAGAACACCUAUCAACAGAUACGGCAGCAAAGUCGCAUGCGACCCACCCGUUUAGAUCCCAGCGACACAAUCAAAUUGCCGGAACAUAUCGAAAAAGCAAUCGAAAAUCUGUCAAGAAGCCCCAGAGACAUGGACAGCGGCAUAUCGAUGAGCCCGAUGACACCGAUGAGUCCGCCAUCACAGGCGCUGGUCAUCGACGAACGGGUCGAAGAGACUGAUCCGACGCCACCAAUGCAUCCGUUCAGUAACUGCGAAGACGUCAAUUUCACAUUCAAUGGAACCACACAGCUGAAAUCGAUACGUUCGCAUCAUGGCCAUCAAUCCAACACGGCGAAGGCGGCUAAAAGUGACGCGACUCAGUCGGAGACGAGUCAAGCAUUGGCACCGAAUGGACGCAGUUAACGACAACUGUUCGGCUACGUUUUGGACCUGUUUAGAAUGCAAAGAGCUUUGGAUUGAUGCUAACGAAAUUGGUAGUUUAAUUGUCGUUGGCUGUGUGUGUGUGUGUGUGUGUGGUUGGUUUAUAUAGAUGACGAAAUGUUUAGCACGCGUUUGCGUGUCAUGAACAGUUUUGAAAACUUGUUUUGUUUGUUUGUUUUUUCUAAAUUAUUUUUGUUAACGAGGCCUGUGGUUUGUAGUUUUGAUAUUAAUUUCUGCUUACACGCAAACGAAGUGAUUUUUUUUUACUUACCAAUUAGAUUACGUUCUUAAGUACCACACUCUCUCUUUAGCUAUAUAUCCCACACAAUAGCUUUCUCAUUAAUGUUAAAUCGUACGAUGGUAUGUUUAAGGAUAAAUUUACUUAGAUAAAAACAUGACAAAAAAAUGUGUUUGUUGUCCCCGCAUUAAAUCCAUGUAAAACGAAUUCGUACUAUUCGCUGGUUGCAAAACUGUAUUGCAUUCAAAAGAGACGGCGGUGGUACCAUCUGCGAUAAAAUUGAAUUAGCAAAGAAAAUGUAUUGUAAUUCGUAUAGGCUUAGGCAAGCCUUUCUUUGAUAAAUAAAUAAAUUUCAAGAAAAA
Bradysia coprophila is the source of this 5189-nucleotide messenger RNA. RefSeq names its product PTB_TBC1D1_like and TBC domain-containing protein plx (gene plx). The record is from RefSeq and is a predicted model, not a curated record. Lineage: Eukaryota; Metazoa; Arthropoda; Insecta; Diptera; Sciaridae.